Molecule: messenger RNA, 769 nt
Organism: Lutra lutra (Eurasian river otter)
Lineage: Eukaryota; Metazoa; Chordata; Mammalia; Carnivora; Mustelidae
Product: prolyl-tRNA synthetase associated domain-containing protein 1
Exons: 2
Coding region: 155-673 (172 amino acids)
Molecular function (GO): aminoacyl-tRNA deacylase activity
Source: RefSeq, a predicted model, not a curated record
UUGGGCCCGCCUCCGGAAGGAACUGCACUGGACUUCUGCGGCCCCCUGUUCGCUCCUGGUACUUCCGCCCUAGCCUCCAUUCGGCCAGCCGCUCGGGAGGCCACGCCCAUUUCACCGCUUCUCCGUCCAGUCUCUUCCUGGCCACGACGGCAGCAUGGCGGUUAAGGAAUUACGGGCAGAGCUGGAGCAGCGGCUCGGCGCCCUGGCCAUCCAUACUGAGGUUGUGGAGCACCCGGAGGUGUUUACAGUUGAAGAAAUGAUGCCUCAUGUCCAGCAUUUGAAAGGAGCACACAGUAAGAACUUAUUUCUUAAAGACAAGAAAAAAAAAAGCUAUUGGCUGGUGACAGUUCUUCAUGAUAGACAAAUUAAUUUAAAUGAUCUUGCCAAGCAAUUAGGUGUUGGGAGUGGAAAUCUUCGGUUUGCUGAUGAAACAGCCAUGCUAGAAAAACUAAAAGUUGGCCAAGGCUGUGCCACACCUUUGGCACUCUUCUGUGAUGACGGAGAUGUGAAAUUUGUUCUGGAUUCAGCUUUUUUGGAAGGUGGACAUGAAAAGGUGUACUUUCAUCCAAUGACCAAUGCUGCAACCAUGGGAUUGAGCCCUGAAGACUUUAUCACAUUUGUGAAGAAGACAGGACAUGAUCCCAUAAUACUAAAUUUUGAUAAAAACAACUAAUUGGGCUGAUACCUAGAAUACAUCUAUUUCUGAAAGCUGUUUUUCUUACUUGUAAUUUAUAAAAAGCAUUAAAAUUGAUAAUAUUUAGCACCUUGA